ACCAAAUCUCAAUGUUCCUCUUUAGUCAGAUAAUAAACCUGGUUUCCUCAAGCAAGCCUGUUUCUCCGAACUUUAAUGAAUAAGGAGGGCGAUCCCAAUGGCUUGAUAGGGCUUUAUUUGAAUUAAUCGUCGUACACAUAAUCAAAGUCGUUAAACAAUGAAGGAUGCAGCACUUUAUAUUGCUCAGCCACGUUUUGGUGCAUUCUUCUCGGUAAUUCAUCAUCUGCUUGUUGCUGCAGGUGCAACAUUACACAUUCAUUUGUGUAAUUGGUACGCAAAGAUCAAGCUUAUUUCUUUAGAAAUGGCAGAUGAUUUAUGGCAUGAUAGCGCUGAGUGGGGUGGGGGUGGGUACUUGGCGCGACCUUUUUUUUAUUGGGCGUCACUACAGUAUUAACAUGGCGCAUCACGAAUUAUAAUAUGGCGGCUUGCUUUUUCAACAGGGCGUAAGGAUAAUAUUAUCAUGGCGCAUGCUACAUUAAGACAUGGCGCACGAUAAAUAACAAGAUGGCGGCUUACUAUCUCGGUAUUCUUUUUAUCAUGGAGAGCACCGUUAAGUGAUGCCUAGUAACUCAUAGUAUUAAAUCAAAGCGCAGAGCAUAACCGUGCUAUAUAAAUAAAAGUGUAACCUUUUACUGAUACAAGAUACAAAGUAAUUACAAUAGGCUUGGUCAAAGGCCACUGAAGCUUCAAAACUGAAUAAAAAAAUCUUAGCCAAUUCACACUGAAGAAAACGUAUUACUUGAAAAGGUAGCUUCAGCUGUGAUCAUUCACCUCCAAGGAUGAAGGACCUUCAGCCUCUCGCUCACGUCAGGUUACUUUUUA
This is a messenger RNA of Zychaea mexicana, 822 nucleotides long. RefSeq lists its product as uncharacterized. The transcript is spliced from 2 exons. Bases 158 to 394 code for a protein of 78 amino acids. The record is from RefSeq and is a predicted model, not a curated record. Lineage: Eukaryota; Fungi; Mucoromycota; Mucoromycetes; Mucorales; Lichtheimiaceae.